Messenger RNA from Marchantia polymorpha subsp. ruderalis, 5018 nucleotides. The record is from the annotation of a GenBank genome assembly. Lineage: Eukaryota; Viridiplantae; Streptophyta; Marchantiopsida; Marchantiales; Marchantiaceae.
UAAAGUUGGUGGAGGCAGAUGGAGGAAUUGCGCACUAAGCAAACGGCGGCGGAGCAAUGAAGGAGGGAACGCGAGCCCCGAGGCGGAAGAGAAGGGCCAGAAGCGCCUUUCAUAGGACAGCCGAAAUGCACCACGACCCGCGCCCCCUGGAUUUAAAAUCGAUCCUUUGACGAGUGAGCACAGGACGACGGACGUACAGAAGCUGGGCAGGCAGCACAGCAGAACGAGAGCGCAAGAUGUGGGGCACUGCCCCCGACGCAUUGCCAGCCUCUUCAAUUCGAUUCAAUUGAAUCGUCAGCUCCAGUUUGGAUCGUUCUCCAGCCCCUCCUCCGUCGUCUCUUCAUCUGCUCUCACUCGGAGUCGCCUCUCCCCAUCAUUCAAUUCUGCCAUCAGACGUCUCCAUCGCCGACCUUUGUUUGUCCGCCGUUGCUUCUUGUUCUCCCCUAGCUUUCGUGCCUCUCUUCGCCGACGAAUGUCUAACGUCCACACAGCUUCUUCUACUGUGAGCAUGACACGGGAUGUAUACGCGGAAUGUAUGGGAGCUCGAAGGUCUUGGUGCUACCUGGCCUCACCCUCCUACGGUACUUUGUCUUCAUCGACAUAAGAUGGGGAAAACAAAAUUGAGAAUGGUUCUGGAGAAUUUAUUGACAGUAAGAAGUCAAAGUGCCAAAAGGAGACGUCGGUGACAUCCUACCGUAUGAUAUUCAUUCCCUGUCUCGAUACGUCUGUGUUUGAGCUGGGUCUCGAAGCUUCGGUCUCACAAGCUCAUCAGCAUGAAAAAGGUUGAUCGUUCCAGCUGAUAUGCUCGCAGCGAUGCAGAAGCACGAGGUACUCUACUGCGCAGCAUAAUAGAUACAACUGGAUCACGCAAGUACUUUUCGAGGUCCUCUUUGUUCGCAAGCCAACGUCCAAACGAGGUUAAUGGCUCGAAAUGAGAGCGACGUCCGGGAUUGAACUGCAGAUUUGGAGCCAUGGAAUGUCCUGAACACUUCAUUCCUGCACGAAAUAUCUUCGGCACAAUCCAUGCUUCUCAGUUUCUAGCCACUCGGUGGUGUCUCGGAAGAUGUCUGCACAUGUUGGCAUAACUUCAGCGCUGGAAGACGCGAGGUUUUAUUAUAACCUUUCUCACGUGAUGGGGUUGACUAUUAUUCCCAGAUGUGGAUACUUUCGCUGGUACUUCCUCGACCGAAAUCCCCGUUCGACCGCAUAGCAAUCCUCUGAGUGUGUCUUCUCUCUUCGGAUCUGAUUUAAAUCCCGUGCAAGACCAUGCCGAUCAUUCCAAGAACGUCCGUUUUUUCAGUAAGCUUCUUGUGAGUUCCCAUCGUUUCUGUCACCUACAGUGCAGAGAUAAGAUACGCUCUGAGUAAUGUGACAUGGUUAGGUACACGAGACCAUCACCAUUAAGAUCUCCCGAGUACGCCACAUAAAGUCACGCAGAUCCGGUUUUCUAAACCUUCCUACGGAGUCAAGAACAGUGCUUGAAAUUCUAACAGGUGCACCCAAACAUACCUGAAUACAAGUCACUGUCUUUUACAAUAAACGAAAAGAAUCUUCUUUAUGAGAGGUCUUGCACUCUUAAGUCAGAAGUCUUAUGCCCAAGGUAAUGCCAAAGCUGUGAUGCUGUGGUCUACAAAAGGCUCAUCGUAUCCAUUGAAAUGGCCAUACUCGAAACGAUAAUGCGACGUCGGUCUACAACAUACGAUGAUGUAGAAUGCAAGACGUCUCAUUCUCUACUUCAGCUGUAAAGGGUUGCAGCUGAAGUAGCAAAAGGCUGACUACUUAAGCCUUUGCUCCUUCAGCCACUCCCACUGAUACAGGAAACAGAUCAGGAUUUUUUUCUUCAUGUUCUGAUCCCAACAUCACUUGCCUCUUAUCUUUGUAAUGUAUUUUCUUUUUCAUGUUUCAUAAGCUUACAGAAACUCACUAGUGUUGUGGAGCCCAGCCGUAACCUUUUUAAGGCAUUCAUUUGUUGGACGUCUCCCCAAUUAAGACACGUCGAUAGAACGGUGUUCUUAUACGAGGGCUAGAAAUAUAACGAGCUAUCGACGACCAUUGUGUGCUAGAUUGCAAAUGCACCAUUUGCAAUAAAUGUACAGUGAUUGCUCGGAGAGGUCAGGACCGGAGACUUGUCCUGGGGCUUCCAAAACCUGGUGAACUGAAUAUGCCCAAAUUAUAACGUGCAGAUCUUCUUUCCUCAGCAGCUUUGCACUUCUUGCACGCUAUAAUUAAUCAGCAGAUUGUAGUCAUAUUCUUCUCUCUAAUGAGCACUUCAAGUUGAUUGUUGCCAAUAUAUUCCGUUCACAGCCAGCACAUUGCAUUCGGUUCGGUCUUUAGAUCCUUGUACAAGAGGUCCUCACGUCAUUCGUCCGUUUUACAGUCAUCACGCACGGGGGGAGAGCAUUCGUCUGACUCAUAUAUUAUUUCUUGAUAUUCUACGUCAGUAACCAUUGGCCCAAUUUCCCUUACGAACUGUGAUCGGUCACCGGAACCAGUACGGUAGAUUCUUUCAGCGCAUGCUGUUCACAAAUCCACUCCUUCAGUUCCUUUCUUGACCGGAAGAGACUUCUCGUGGCACUGGACGACACACCCUACAACCGGUUCCAUUGAAUCUUACUCGAAAGACAUAGUCAUCAUCAUGUUGUGGGGUUCUUUCUCUCUAACAUGUGCCUGUACCUGCAGAUGAAAGCACGGGGCCAAACUUUCGGUUUCCUCACCCUUCUGAAACAGAAAGGAUGAUGUACAUGAACAAAUCGGGCAAAAGAAUCAUCAACCUUCUGGUCAAAACUGGAUGUUUUGGAGCAUUUUCUAACAUCUGCUUCACAAAGGAGGUCAAAGUCUGCUGACUUGCAAGCUCAAUUCGGUCAAUGUUGUGAAUUUUAUAAUCAUCACUCUGAAGCAUCGGUAAUCAUCACCCAGAUACCGUAGCUUUGAGACAAAACAUGUCCGUCAGUCGUGACCGCAAUUUGUCUUACCUGAAACUACCAUGCCUGCCUGAGGUCAACUCUGAUGAUGAAAGGGAUGACAGAGGGAAGUUGGUGUUUUCCCUUUUGAACGACGUUGUCUGGGCUUCGAUUGAGCUUGAACGGACCACAUCAUGCGAAUGACCUCCGUCGAUCCAUUUUCAGCACAAACUAUGGAACAUCUUUCAUCACCUAUCAUGUUAGACUGUAAUAAUUCUCGACAUGUUCUGUAGGAUAUCUAAUCACAGAUUGUGUUAUAAGGUUUGAAACUCUUAAUUAGGCUGCUAUUGUUCAAUCAAGUGGACCGAUUGCCUUGACCAGACGGCCUCAAAACACAUGAUGAGUUCAAGCUGCAACUGGUAAGUGAUGGGUGGGUUCGUUUCCUCUCCAUGAAAGGCCUUCAACUUACCACAUUGUGUUUUGCCAUAGAGCUUUAUUAAUCUACUUCGGAAUUUGGUGACUCGUGUGUUGUAAGAGACCGAGUGGUUGAACUCGAAGAGUCUUCACAAAGAGGUUUGCACGAGCCGCCUUUUGGAUCAUCCACCAGCGAGACCUAUAUCCAGUCGAGAAAGGAAGAAAUGGUAGACAAGACCGACAUCCUUUCAGAGAAAAUAGAGUAUCAGUCUUUCACGCUCAAAGGCAUGUCAAAAAAAGGUUAAUAUCUGACAAUUGCGGGUAAUGCCGCGAUUGGAGGAGGUUUUUUUUGGAAGGCGCUUCUUGUGUUUUGGCGGAUGUUGUCUCCUUGGUUCGAUUAUACUGCUCACGAGUAUGUCGUGACCAUCUUCUCCUAAUUUAAUGGUAGAGACGACCUUUCUACAAGGCAAGCAAGAGUAACCAUGGAGGUGUCCAGAAUCACCACAGCUUAUGGUGCUUCACCCCAUCUUGUGUUUCUCUUGGCUCUAUCCUAAAAGACAUUGCUCUGAUUUACUUCUGAAAAUUGCGUCCCAACAUGAUCAUCGAGGUGGACAAGCGAUCACUAUGUCGAAGAAAAAGUUCUAUGAGCUUGCAUUUGUGAUUACUUCGUGCGUAGACUUUUCUUCCUUGUGUGAUGCAUUUAAUUUUCCCAAAAGCUUUUUUCGGUCCAUUCUCUAGGUUUUCAUUAUUUUGGUUCAAUGCUGCAAGACAAUUGUACUCUUUUUGGAGGGAGAAGAUACUCUGCCCGACCCAAAGAACGGUUUAAAGCAAGCUCGAAGGGUGGCCACUACCCAAAAAGACGGCUGGGACUUAAGGCAAGGAAGAAAGAGCCACGUGAAAUGGCAGUGCGAUCGUUGGUUUAGGGAGCUUCUACGUGGUGCGAUGUGGAAGGCGGUCAGACAGAUCAAGACCUCGGAAUAAUCGAAGGGAGUUCCGUAUAUCAUUGUGGCAGACGACGCAAGUUGGAAAUAAAAUAGCGCAGCAGCCCCAACAACGAAGCCAAGAUACAGACUGAGAACCAGCACAAUCGCCUCAUUUGAAGCAGCGAAACCCUCUCCUGUUGGCAUCUUUUCCACAAUUGGAUGGAUGGAUUGAUUAUUGUUUACAUUAGUAUCCCUUACUGCUCACACGGAGUCUCUCCGAUACUCUUGGUCUUUGACGUCUCCUGUUUUCUUCUUACACGAGCAGCAUAUUUUCUGUUGGAAAGUAUUCCCUCGACGUUCAUGAAUGUUUAGAAGAAGGCUUGGCACUCAAACCAACAGAUCUCGCUUUUAUAGUUAUUUAAAGUUUCAAAGUUCCUGGUCAUGCAGAUUUCGUGGGAGGACGCUUGAUCAUGAACGGUAUGACCCCUCGUUCCGGAAGCUUUCUGUAUAUAGUCUCACAUUGCGAGGUUUUCAUACCGUGUUAGCGGCCAUCCCUAGAUUGAGAAUGCACGUCGACACUAGAUACAUGUCCGGAUGGAUGCACCGCAAAUCGAUCGUCCUUUUUUGCGUUUGCUCUUCCUUUUGGUACGGCUGGCGCUGCGACCGACAGUCAGCACUUCAGACAUGCCAGAAAGAAGUUGUAAAUUGUUUACUCCGGCGGAAGUAUUGUAGUCCUAUUGAUGUCAAUACUCGCCCUACUAGACGAGUGAAUAAAUCUCCG